Messenger RNA from Halichondria panicea, 879 nucleotides. RefSeq names its product ERI1 exoribonuclease 3-like. Lineage: Eukaryota; Metazoa; Porifera; Demospongiae; Suberitida; Halichondriidae. Bases 117 to 785 code for a protein of 222 amino acids. The record is from RefSeq and is a predicted model, not a curated record. Gene Ontology annotation, molecular function: 3'-5'-RNA exonuclease activity; nucleic acid binding. The transcript is spliced from 2 exons. Gene Ontology annotation, biological process: exonucleolytic trimming to generate mature 3'-end of 5.8S rRNA from tricistronic rRNA transcript (SSU-rRNA, 5.8S rRNA, LSU-rRNA).
GCAAUUAAUCUAAAAAUAGAAGCAUACAUUUGCUAUAAAGUUUAAUAACAAGGCCAUGGUGACCAGAGCAUGUGUGGAGAACUACAAGUCAUAGUAAUACAAUUCUGAAAAAAAACAUGGCGUCCGUUAAGAAGUAUCGACCACCAAAAUUCAAAUUCAAAGAAUUAUCAAAAGAGAGAAUGGACUAUUUCCUAGUACUGGAUUUUGAGGGAGUCAUCAACAAGGAUCCUGGCUGUCCUGACGUAAUGGAGAUUAUUGAGUUCCCAGUGUUGAAAGUGAAUGCUCAAACAUUUCAGACUGAAUCAAUUUUUCACACCUACGUUCAACCGGUGAUCCAUCCAAUACUGAACCCCGUGUGUACUGAAAUCACUGGUAUUACUCAGUCCAUGGUGGAUGGUCAGCCGCCAUUGGGGGAGGUGCUCCACUCACUGGACAGCUGGAUGGACAGGGAAGGGCUGCUGAGAGACGACGUCAAAUCCUGUUUUGUGACCUGUGGAGACUGGGACCUCAAAGCAGGUCUUCCAAUCAACUGUGACUAUCUCCACCUGCCGUAUGCCUCUUACUUAAAGAGAUGGAUCAACAUCAAGACCUAUUUUCAAGCUAUUGUUGGCAUGAAAGGCUACAGCAUGAAGACCAUGUUGAAUGAUCUAAAAUUGGAGUUGGAUGGAAGACAUCACAGUGGGAUCGAUGAUUCCAAGAACAUUGCAAAGAUUCUUGGAGAAUUAGCCAAAAGGAACAUAGACUUAGGACAGGGAAUUGUAUCACCAAGAACUUUAGACAAAUGAAUAACGUGAUAUUACAGAAUUUGAACAUAGAUUGGUACAUUAAUUAAUGGCACAUUAAUUGUCAAAUUAAUGUAUUGUGAUAUACACAUUAUAA